CUCAAACUUGCAAUCCUGCUUCAGCCUCCCAAAUGGAUUACAGGCGACUGUCACCACGGCCAGCCCAAUGGUGUUCAUUACACAUAUUUGAGCCUAUCUGAUUUCCCAAUUUAGGAUAAUUGACCUGAUUCUAACUAUCUUAGAGGGUGUGGAAAGAAGUCUAGAUUCAAAACUCUUAAUUUCCAGAAGAUAAAUAGAUGUCUCCUAGACUUUUUAAAUGUAAUUUCUGUGCUACUUGUUAAUCUAUGAAACAAAUUUGAUUAAGACACACAUGGAGUUCACUUUAAUGUCAUUAUGUACUGCAGGCUCUCCAAAAGCUAUUCAGAUUUCAGGAAUAGAAAUAUGAAACCUUGCUUUAGUGAAUUACACACUUAAAGGCUUUGCCUUACAGUUUAGCACUCAAUAUUACUAAUUUCUACCAUAAUUUCGCUUGUGUUAGUUCUAUUUCUUUGGGUAGUAAGACACCCAAGUUUUGACUAUUUUACAUUUCUUCAGUAACCUGUAAAGCACACAGUCAUUAGCUAGGUUUCCAAGUAAUUGGUCAUGUUCUAAACCUUUAAAUUAUAGCUUAAAUGUAAUGUGAAUUCAGUUUCCACUUUUCAUUGUAUUGGUUAAUUGUUUCCCAGUUUAUAUUCUUUGUGCCUGAAUUUAGGACAGGGAACAGGAGUUAUGGGCUGUGUUUAAAAUAAAUUCAUAGGAAGUCAUUUCAAGCCUCUUAGAAGUAUGCUAUUUUAAAGCUUGUUAAUUUUAAAAGAAUGUGAGCCAGUUGCACACCUGUAAUCCCAGAUACUUGGUAGACAAGAGGAUCACAAGUUCAAAGCCAGUCUGGGCAACGUAGUGAGACUCUCAAAACAAAAAUACAAAAGGGCUAUGAGUGAGCUCAGUGGUAGAGUGUCCCUUGGUUCAAUCCCUAGUACUGGGAAAAAGAGAGAAUAUGAAUGGUUCUCUUUAGGUAAACCUUUUUUUUAACUUCUUGUCUUUAAAUGGUUUGGGUUGUAUAUGGACACAAUACCUUUAUGUUAUUCAUUUAUUUAUUUUUAUGUGGUGCCAAGGAUUGAACCUAGUGCCUCACACAUGUUAGGCAAGCGCUGUACCACUGAGCUAUACAACCCCAGACCUAGGCUCGAUCUUAAAAGAAAUGAUCAAUUUAACAUCUUAGUUUGUAGCAUAACCAUAUCAACUAGUCUGAUAGACAUUACAAAAUAAGUCACAUUUAUUUCUUAAGGCUUGGAAACUUUUAAAUUAUACCCUUUACUUCAGUGAAGUAGGAAAAACAGGACUCCUUCAGUAUCUAAUUUCCAGAGUCUCAAAACCUAAGUAACUGCUUGCUUGGUAUCCCAUUGUUAUCGGUUUGUCUCACAAAAGCUUAAAUUUACAUGCAUUUGAGAAUGCUAUUUUUGAUUAACUUUUAUAAAAGCACAUUAUGGUGUAGACUGGCUAGCUCUAAACCCUGAACAGGAGCAAAAAAAAAUUAUAUCUAUUUUAAAUAAGUAGUCAAAGGUGUGCAGCUACAGAUAAACUUUAUCUUUACGUAUUUGCAGUGAAUCAGUAAAUCUCAACAGGUAGGUGGGCAAUGGGAUAAGAAUUGUGCCAGAUCAGUGCUGUUUGGCAAAGGCAGGCUAUGUGGUACCUCGGUUGAGUCUCCAGUAGAAAAGUUUCUCCUCCUGCAAAGACCACAGGGUCAUAACCCUGGUGCCAGGGUCUAGGGAGAUAUGUUGCUUGAAAAGCAGGUGUGGUACUAGAGAAAGGCAGCCUCUCAGGAGCUGCUUUGCAAUUCAAGAAAUGGCCAUGAAUAUCCCACAGCUGUUCUGAUCACAUGUUCUCUUUGUGGUUGUUCUUUUCCUAGUUUUAGUGCCCAUUUGGACUUUUCACAGUCAGAGAUGGCAGCAGAGGCAUCAACAUCAAAAGCUUCUGAGUCUUGGUAUUCUCAUCCAGUAUAUGCAAGAUACUGGCAGCAUUAUCAUCAAGCAAUGUCUUGGAUGCGAAGCCACCAGAAUGCCUAUAGGAAGGCUGUGGGAUCCUAUUUCAGUUUUCCAUGGUACUUCCCUCCUGCAGUUCUUCCCCAAAGUUCUUAUGACAACGAGGUGGGAUAUCCGAAGUCCUUCUAUGACCACCAUGUGACCUGGCAGGACUCCUACCACAGUUAUACACCCAAUAGAAGGUCUGGGCAGCCUCCAAAUGGCAGUAUCAUCCAGACACCUAUCAGAGAAGACCAAGCAUUAUUUGAAGAGGUAGAGAUGGAGUCAGAGUCAGACAAUGAGGUAGAAUGUGACCUGAGCAAUAUGGAAAUCACCGAGGAGCUCCGCCAGUACUUUGCACAGACAGAGAGACACAGAGAAGAACGACGACGGCAGCAGCAGCUGGACGCAGAGCGCCUGGAUGACUAUGUGAAUGCCGACCAUGGCCUGUACUGCAACACCCGGCGCUCAGUGGAGCCCCCAAGCGAGAGGCCUGGAGAGCGGCGCCAGGCUGAGAUGAAGCGUUUAUAUGGAGAGAAUGCCGCCAAGAUCCAGGCCAUGGAGGCCGCUGUGCAGCUGAGCUUCGACAAGCACUGCGACAGAAAGCAGCCCAAGUACUGGCCUGUCAUUCCCCUCAAGUUCUGAGUCCUGGGCACAGGGCCCCCAGGGAACGCUCCCUAAACAUGAUCCCCAGCCUCACUCUCUCCCUCUUGGACACACUCCCAUCAUUUCUCUCUGUACAAUUCUCAGGGAAAAGAGGCCUCUAUACUGAGAUACAAGGAUGGUCACCAAAGUCCCGGUGGGCCAUCACAAGGUGGAUGUAAUGUCAGCCACUUGAAAGUAAGCAGGAUGUAUAUUAUUGCCAACGUGAUCAUUUAAAAUGAUCAUUUUGUGGCAGGUACAGUGGUACACACCUCUAAUCCCAGCAGCUCAGGAGCCUGAGACAGGAGGAUCAAGAGUACAAAUCCAGCCUCAGCAACUUAGCAAGCCCUGAGCAACUCAGCAAGACCCUGUGUCUAAAUUUAAAAAUAUGAAAAAGAGCUGGGGAUGUCACUCAGUGGUUAAGUGCCUCUGGGUUCAAUUCCUGGUACAAAAAAAAAAUCAUUUUGUAUACAUUCCACUCAUUUUUAAUGUUGUCAAUAAUAGUUUUCAGUGCAUUAAAAAUACUUGCCUAGAGA
Molecule: messenger RNA, 3136 nt
Organism: Sciurus carolinensis (gray squirrel)
Lineage: Eukaryota; Metazoa; Chordata; Mammalia; Rodentia; Sciuridae
Gene: Gemin8
Product: gem nuclear organelle associated protein 8
Exons: 3
Coding region: 1881-2603 (240 amino acids)
Biological process (GO): spliceosomal snRNP assembly
Cellular component (GO): SMN complex
Source: RefSeq, a predicted model, not a curated record